This is a messenger RNA of Notolabrus celidotus (New Zealand spotty), 6966 nucleotides long. RefSeq names its product retinoic acid-induced protein 1. Gene Ontology annotation, biological process: regulation of transcription by RNA polymerase II; circadian regulation of gene expression. The record is from RefSeq and is a predicted model, not a curated record. NCBI's taxonomy places the organism in Eukaryota, Metazoa, Chordata, Actinopteri, Labriformes, Labridae. Gene Ontology annotation, cellular component: nucleus.
AUGUGUAGGCACACUCAGUCCAUCCUCUCUGCUGUGCUUGGCAAGCUUGGUCUGGUGAAAUCACACCCCUUGUCCCCUACACUGGACUAUAAAGGGAAAUUGCAGAUUAGAUAAACCACAAGCUCAACACCACUAACCAUCAUGUUUUCUCUUUUUUUCUCUCUUCCCCCUCUCCUUACUUCCUCCAGAACCCCUAACCCUCUUCCCCCUUUCCCAUCUCCCUCACCUCCCCCCCUUACAGACGAGACAGCUAUGCAGUCCUUCCGUGAGCGCAGCGGUGGUUACCACAACCAACCCUGCUACCAGCAGGAGCCCCAUGAAUUAGCCCAGCUGGAGACCUAUCGGCAACACCCACAUCAUCCCCAUCCCCAGCACCCGCAUCCAGGUCCUGGUCCACAUCCAGGCCCAGGUCCAGGGCACACCAGGCCAGGCUAUGAGGCCCUUUCACUGGCAAACCCAACAAGCAUGCCUCCAGCCGGAGGACCCGACACUGGAGGAGGACCCAAGGACUGUUACACCCAGCAGGCUUACCCUGGAUACCCAGAUGGUGGUGGGAAUGGAAGUGGAAACGUGGGCACAGCUUCCCCACAGGCUAAGAAAUCCUACAGAGCAAGCAAAGUUCCCCCAACCAACCCAGGGUCAGCACCUACAGAGUCCUGGGCCUACAGUAACCACAUGGGGCCUGGAAAUUACUCAGCCCAGUAUAUAAGUGAGGGCCACCUCCAGCAGAAAUGGGAGGACCAAGCCCAGCUAGCACAGUAUGACCAGGAGAUGGUCGCCCGCCUGGAAGGUAGUGGUACCCCUGCCCCUGUUUCCUCCCAGUACCUGGACCAGAACAUGAUGGGCCACUCCCAGACUCAGUGCCACCAGCCUUCCAACCCUGCCUAUACCAGCCCCCAUCACCAGCCACACCCUCCUAACCCUUCUCCAUCCCCUCUCAUGUACCCCCAGAGUCACCUGCACUACCCGCAGCACUCCCCCUCUCCUUCACCAUACAUGGAAAAGUGCAGCCCAAUGCCCCAUUGUUAUAGGUACAACAUGCCAACCAACUCUCAGUGCAGACAAAUGAGUAGCCACAGCAAUCUGAAGCAGGGUGCUUACAGAUCAACUCAGAACAGUUAUGGCUAUCAGCAGCCUCCCUCAAGAGGUUAUGAACAGCAUCCCCCUUUACAGGCCAUGACCAACACCCAGGAGCCCAUCAAAUAUCAACCACUACACCAACCCCAACAAAACUACUGUCCUGUCUGAUCUCUCCUGUCAGAUCCCAGACAGUAUUAUCAGACCUGUAGCCCUCCUCAAGCCACUCCCAGCACGCUCUGUGGGGCGCUCCCUUCAUACAGCUCCACCCCUUCGCCACUUAUGACCAAUCCAGAGUAGUUCCAGUAUGGUCAACCUCCCAUGACACCUGGGGCAGCCUCCUCUUCCUCAUCGUCUUCAGCUGGUAUGCAGGAGCCCAGUACCAAUACAAUGUUGAUGCCAUCACGCUCACACCCCUCACCCAAUGUGCCCCAUGCAGCACCGCAUAGCUACACUACCACACCGCAGGUCCCAACCAUGAAAGAACGCUUCUCAGAGAAGUUGUUGUCAAACCCAAGCUUGUGGAGUCUGAAUGCACUGACCUCGCAGGUAGACAUCUCUAACAAUGUCCAGCAGCUGCUGCUUUCAGAGGCUCUGGUGUCAAACAAAAAGGGAAGUAAACGCAGCAGCGGAGGAAGCAACAGCAGUGUAGGAAGUGGGGCAUCCUCCAAAAAAGGUGAAGAGUACAAAAGUCCUCCAUAUCCAGAUAGUGGUGCUGGAAGUGUUGGUGGAAGCUCCAUGCAGGACCCUUACUCUACCCCACAGCAUCAGCCAAUGCAUGAGCUCCAUGAGGGAGGCUACUCCAGCAGUAUGGACGACACUGGAGGGGCUAGCUCCUACUGUGGCCAGGGCAGAAGUCCAGCACAGGCCCCAAAUAAUGCACAACUAAGCUUGGAUACAGCCUCAUCAUGCUCUAUGACAUCACCAGAUGAUAUGUCCACCAGAUCUGGGGACUCGGGUCUUCACAACCUUACCCCUGACCCGACUAGAUUGUCAGUCAGGGCAGGGAGGAGAUGGAUGAGUACUCCAGUAAAGAGCAUUGGUGAUGAGAGGUCACCCACAAGUAUUGCAAUCCCUAGUCCCAUGAAACAAGAAAGGGACUCUCCCUCAGACAUACAGCAUAUCAGACCUGUCAAAGAAAACUUUGAGGAAUCAGCAUGGACAGAGAAACCCACAGACAAAGAGGAGGUGACGACAGAUAAAACCCCUGACCAUGACAGCGAUGCAGACAUUACUAAGUCAGCAGAGACUCUGGAGAAAUGGUCAGACGAGGAAUGCUCAGCUCAAUACAGCGACCUAAACAAAGAGGAGACAGGACAAGACUACUGCUAUAAGGAGACAGUGUACCAACAGGUCCAGAGUAAAUAUGACUCUGACGCAAGAGACUCAGUAGAGCAGUCCCCAGCAGCUCUCUCUGACUCCAGCCACAAGGAGCACUUUGUCAAUGAGAUGAAAUCUGAGGCAUGCAAAUCUGAGUCACCCACUGCCUCUGAGAGCUCAGUGAAAACACUGCCUUUCGUUUCUAGGGGUGACCUUGAACAGGAUCAAUACUCAACAGAGAAGGAUGACAGUUCUGAGAACGCCUCCCCAACCUCCCAAGUCGAGGUCUUGGAUGAGAGCAACUUGGACAAGAGAUCAAGUAGAAAUGCAGAGGAUGAAGAAGAGGGAGGAGAAGAAGAGGAGGUUGUUAAAGAGGAAAAAGAAAUAGAGAAACAACCGCUACAUAUUCUUUCCCCUCCUCUGCAUGCCGAUGUAAAGGGGGAACUGGGGGAGGAAGAAAAAGUGAGCAAGUCAUCGACUGAGGAGCACAUGAAUAAUAGAGAUGGGCCAGAGAAGCCUGUUGGAGAUCUCUGCAGCAGGACAGAGAGUCAGACUACUGAGCUCCUUAUUGAUGAGUCUGCAGGGGCACCUGCCCACCCAAAUCCAGCAGCAGUAACAGCAGCAGCAGAAGCUUCUGCAAGGGAGUCAGCCAUCGGUGACACUGCCCCUCAGCCUCAGUCUGCUAUGCCAGUCUUCUCAGCUCUUAAUGACAAGGGGACACUUCAGGCGAGGGAUCAUAUAGAUCACAGUGACGCUAAGGUGCUGGAGCCAGACUCUCCCCAGCUCCCAGGAAAGUCGAUACUUCCCUCACCCCCCUGGGCAGACACUCCACCCUCCCCCAAAAAAGGUGAUGAAGACAUGGAGCCGGGCAUCAGCUGCGCCAGUGCUGUGACUCCCUUGGCCAAGCCAGAGCCCGUUGCUCCAUCUGCUCAGCCGAGAGCAUUUGGACGCAAGCAUGCCAGGGGCAGAAGAAGACUCAUGCAGUCAGGUGUGGGAAUCAGGCGACAGCUAAGCUUGGAGAAGGAGGGAGAGGAAGAUGUAAGUGCUCCCCUCACCUCACAGAAAACAUGCAUGCCUCCAAGUAAAACUGUGCUAUUUCAGAUCAAAGUGGACCUAGCUCAUCAGGAGUCUAUUGUGAGCCAGAACUCCACGCUGAGUGAUGGUUUUAGAUCAAGAAUGUGCACCCGCUCAUAUGCACUUGAGUUGCCACCCAAAGUUGAGCCUCAUGUUAAGAGAAAACCAGGUCCAAAACCAGGUCCGAAGCCUGGACUCAAACCAGGGCCAAAAAUGACCAGACCAGGGCCAAAACCAGGUCUAAAACCAGGGCCAAAACCAGGCCUAAAGCCUGGACCGAAGCCCGGAUUAAAACCUGGACCUAAACCAGGACAACCUGUGCCAAAUGAACCAGAGCUGCCACUGAAAAUUGCGACUCCUCUGAGACGAAAACCAGGACCGAAACCAGGUUCAAAACCUGGACCGAAACCUGGGCCACAACCUGGAUUAAAACCUGGACCCAAACAAGGUACCAAAGCAGCUACUAAACCAGCUCUUAAACCAGGACCUAAGCCUGGACCCAAACCUGCAGAUGUUUUACAGCCUGUUGAUACUACACCUUUAAAGGCCUCUGUGGGUCGACCUAAAGGCUCAGUUUCUAAAGCAAAGCAGAUACAACAAGAAGAAACCAUCCAGCCUCUGAAUGCACAGCAAAGCAGGAACAGAAGAACCCAAAAACUGACAUCAAUAUUGAACCAGGAGGAGAAACAAGCAAACCAAGACGAAAAGGUGCCAGAGAAAGAGAGUCAGAACAUGGUCUUAAGGUCCAGAAAGCCUUCACAAGAAAAGACCUCAAAAGAAAAAGAUAAAUUUGUGGGGGAGAAUAUUGUUCCUAAGACCAUAACUGACACGAAAGCCAGUAAUAAUUCUCAAAUAGAGGGGUCCAUCACCUGGAAGAAAAGCAUACUAACCACUGCUAAUACAGCUAAAAACACAGAUGUUCCAGCUGACACACCUGCACCAGUUGCAGCACCACUCCCAACUGAACAAUCUGAAGAAAAGACAUCGCUUCCACUCAAACGGAAACCUAGCCCUGAACUUUCUGUUGCACCAAUAAAGAAAAAGAGGGGUCCAAAACCCAAACCUAAACCCUUACCACCUGAACCCUCUCUGGAAGAAAUUUUCUCAACAUCGUCGGAGAAAAGUGUUGUGGGCCCGACAAGGAGCGAGGGUCACCGGAAGAAAACUACUGUUGUUGUUGCUCCCCCAACCAUCAGUGAGCCUGAUAUCACGAGUGAUGUGCCUGUGGUGGCUCCUCAGUGGCCCACUAAAACAAAAGUUCUCCCACCACGCAAAGGUAGGGGGCAGAAAUAUGAGGCCAUGGUGCAGAAAAUUACUUCUUCUAGCUUGAAGAAGCACACUCCAAUUCCCCAGAUAGACAGCAAUCUUACUGAUGAUGUGACAUCCAAGCUUUUGUCUCAACAGCUUUUAAAGGAAGAUGAGAUCUCGAUUCUCCUGCAUAGCCCUGAGAUAACAGAGGGAGAAGGGAAAAGCAUAGAGACUAGACAAGAAGGAGGGAAACAACAGAGUAAAGAAGAGACAACACAAGAAAAAGAAAAACGUGUGCUGAGUCAAGAGGCAUUGUCACAAAAGGGGCGAACAGGGUCUGAAGAAAAUGUUGUAAAAAAUGAGGACACCAGACAGGAAAACCAAAAAGCAGGGACACCACAGCAUGGUGGAGCUGAUAAGGUUUGGAGCUCAACGGAGGCCCCAGUAGAAGUCAGGGCUCAAGGAAAGUUGACACAACAGGCUUCAGAAGAUUUAUCUUUGACUGCCAACAAUUCCUCAAGAACUAAAAGAAAGAGAUGGGCCAUGGUUGAGAGUACAGAUACCUCAGUUGUAGCACUGGAAGCAGAUAGUCUAAUAGUUACGACACCAAGGCUAGCCAAGCAGAGGGCUAUCAAAAACAACCAUGAGAUGCUGAAGCAGAGGAGAAAGAAGAGAAAAGGCCAAGCUGUUCAAGAGAAAACAGAGCCAGUGGAGGAGAUACUUGUUGAAACAGCAGAACAACAAACAGAGAGGGUAGAAGAGAAAGCAACCCUUACAGCAUCCACAGUACCUCUGCCAAUAAGCCCAGAUACCACAGAAGCCCCCCAGGUUACCAGCACAGAACUUAUCCAGAAACCAAGGAGAGGCAGAAAACCAUCAACAAAUCCAACUAAAAGGAAACGUGGCAAAAGCUCGUCAGAACUGAUUCCCGGAAAGCCUAAAGGUCCAUAAACACCUGGGCCAAAACCUGGGAUGAAAGAUGCAAUUGAGGUUAUUGAGGCCGUAGUAAGAGCUGCAGGAUGUGAAUCAGAUGCAAGGGAGGAAAGGAAAAAGAAAGACAAGGAAAGAGAAAUAAAGGAAAGUCCGGAGACAUCCAUUAUUGGUCCUGUAGUGACAGUCUCAGAUAAAAAGACUGAGACCAUUACAGUCAAAAGAUUCAGGCGUAGACCAGUCUAUCAAAACCCUAAACUGUCCUUUUGUCCUUAUGUACGGAUUAACAACUCCAGAGACUUUUCCUCGUGGUGUUCCGUAGUCAACAAACCUGAGGAUGCAGUAAUAUUUCAGAGACAGAAAAAGGGAAUACUCCGAAUGAGGAAUCCUUUCACUGUUGCCAAGGUAGUGCCACACACUGCUGCCUUGCUACAAGGACCUUUAGUAAACAGAAACCUAAUAGAUAGGUGUCUAACAUGUAGCUUGUGUGGAAAGCCAGCAAAUUACAGAGACCUGGGUGACUUAUGUGGACCAUACUACACGGAGGAUAGCAUUCCACGGAAACUUUUGAACAGUCACACAGAAUCUCUCAGGAUAGAGUCAGAGAAGACAAAUGACAGCAACAGUAGCAACAGUGAAGAAACAGGCGACUCCCCCAAGAAGGAGUGCGAGGUUAGCACAAAAGAGGAGGGCAACUCUGAGGCAUCCCCACAAGAGGGCAGUAGCAGCAGCAGCAGUAGUAGUGGUAGGCACCAUCAUUGGCGCCACAGACGUGCAGAGAGAACAGAAAAUGGUCAGGAUGGUGGUCCACGAAGAGUAACGCUCAGAGAGAGGUUCAGGAGGAUGAAGCAGCUCCAGUCUGUCAGCACAGGGGCUUCAGGUAACCAGGAGGGCACUGAUAGCAUGUUCCAAAGGUUACAAGUGGAGGCAGAGGCUAAAGAGCACUGGGCGCAUGAAACUGUUGCCAUCUGGACCAAGGUUAUUAUGGUAGCUGGGAGACUAUACGGACUGAAAGAGGCUGCCAACAACUCAGCCAAAACGAACUGCUACAAGUGCCAGAUUGUGGGGGCGUCCCUCAGCUGCUGUUGGAGAGGCUGCUCUCAUAAAUACCACUAUGUCUGCGCCAAAGAGAUAGGCUGCACAUUCCAUGAGGAGGACUUCUCCAUCAAAUGUCCCAAACAUGAGGACCUGUAGAUAUAUUCUAGUACACCACCACCACCAAAACCUUCUCACAGCCGGUCAAGCAUCACCUUUCUAGUAAGGCCAACAGGAACGCAAACGGUCCAAACAGCCCCCUGAACCUGAAAACACGGUGUG